AUGCGCCCAAGUGAAUUGAUAGGGUUACCUGAGGCUGCGACUAAGAUUGGUUGUUGCAUCAAAGUUCGUGUACAAAGUGUAGAUCCAAAACGUUCACAAAUGAUUCUUGAACAACCUAUUCAUGCAAUUGGAAUUGGAGUAAAGAAGCAAAAGAACACAACUACAAACUCUCAAAAGAUUACUACAAACACUAAACUUGCAAAACCAUUUAGAAUAUAUAAUGCUGAAGUGAUUGGACCGUGGCCAUAUGGAGGUACAUCUUCUGCUACAACGGCUGAAUUACUUAUUCCUGGUGGAAGUGUUGGUCGACUCCAUGUAAGCGAAUUAAACAAUUUAGAUGAAUAUGGAGAGGGUUCAUGUCCUAUGCAACAAUUUUUGGAACGAAACACUGGAAAAAUGAUAAAUAUUAAGGUUCUCUCUGUUAGCAAAAGAAAAGCGUUUCCUGUUAAAGGAAAAAGAUUACUUGAGGAACGGAGAAAAUCAGAUAGAAUUGUUGAAUGCACAGCAAGAUGUGAUAAGUUGCAAGAGUCACGAAGAAAACUUUCAAUUUUGAAUUAUCGUAGCGUGUUCAAACCUGGUAAUGUGGUUGCAGUUUUUAUUGUUUCAAAAUCUUCAAAUACUACAAAUAAUAUAAAUCCUGAUUUUUCUGCUAUUAUUUCAAGAGAGAAUAUUAAAAUCACUUCAAAAUUAGAUCAUCAAAAUUCUGAAAUUAAUGUCGAUGAUUUGUUCGACAAUGGAGAACUUCGGUUUGGCAAAGUGAUUGGUGUUAACAAAACAAACAGAGGUAGAAUUGUGGUAUUAGAGUUGGUUGAUGCUCCUAAUUGUGAUCUUGAUGAAGAAUCGACUAAAAAUCUGUCGAAUGAUGUGAUUAUGUCUGAAUAUGAUAAUGAUUCAACUGAUGAAAGUGAUGAUAAUACUCUCACAAUAAGUGGGGAAUGUGAUGAUGACGGAUCUGAGGAAGAAGAGGAGAACGGGAUUGGUGAAGAAUCGGGGUCAGCACAAGAGUUUGAACAAAUUCUUAUUACAAAUCCCAAUUCUAUUUCACAUUGGAGUAGCUACAUUCAGUUUAUGGCACGCAAAAGUACUUCAAAGAAGAAUUAUAUUUUGGGAAAGGAAGUUGCUGAGCGCGCUUUACAAACGAUCGCAUUCGAGAGUGAUAACGAUUUGAGUAAAAUUUGGCGUUCAUAUCUUUAUUUGGAAGUGCUUUUAGGCGAUGAACAAUCAUUGAAAGAAUGCUUUAAACGUGCUUGCGCAGCAACUGAACCAUUAAAGACACAUAAAUACUUGAUUGAUCUUCUAAAGAAACAGCCAAAUGCAGAGGGGCGUGAAAUGGAGAUUCGUGACUACUUUGAAUCUUUAAUUAAGAAGAGUAAUGAAAUAGAACCUUGGUUUGCAUUUGCCAAACAUUUGUUGCAGCAAAAUGAUUCAAAUCAAAUUCUUCAACUACUUAGAAGAGCAAUUCAAUGUACAGAAAAACGAAAACAUCUACAAUUAAUCAAAGGAUUUGCUCGAUUAGAGGCUCAAUAUGGAGAUGUUGAAAGAUCAAAAACAAUGCAGGAAUUGAUAAAGAAUUAUAAAGAAGUUGGGAAACAGAUAGACAUUCAAUCAUUGGAAAGAGCGCUUGGUGUGAGGAUAGAGCAAAAUUAG
Molecule: messenger RNA, 1647 nt
Organism: Meloidogyne enterolobii
Lineage: Eukaryota; Metazoa; Nematoda; Chromadorea; Rhabditida; Meloidogynidae
Source: the annotation of a GenBank genome assembly